Molecule: messenger RNA, 235 nt
Organism: Protopolystoma xenopodis
Lineage: Eukaryota; Metazoa; Platyhelminthes; Monogenea; Polystomatidea; Polystomatidae
Source: the annotation of a GenBank genome assembly
GUAAAGACGGAAGGCCGGGAACGCCUUGAACCAGGAAUGGAUGAUGAGGACGAUGACGAAGACGAUGAGGACUUUAAACCACCAGAUGAAUCUGAGACUAGUGAGCUUGCUGAAGAAUAUGACAGCCAGGUAUCCACUACAACCACUUCAAGUAGUGGUGAACACAGUAGUGAGGGCGAAGACGAGGGAAGCGAUGAUGUCUCAGCUCUUGACAGUGGUAGGUCUACUUAGUUAA